Colletotrichum spaethianum is the source of this 1290-nucleotide messenger RNA. Its product is annotated as putative inactive dehydrogenase easA. Gene Ontology annotation, molecular function: pyridoxal phosphate binding; transaminase activity. The coding region runs from base 1 to 1290 and encodes 429 amino acids. Lineage: Eukaryota; Fungi; Ascomycota; Sordariomycetes; Glomerellales; Glomerellaceae. The record is from RefSeq and is a predicted model, not a curated record. The transcript has a single exon. Gene Ontology annotation, biological process: biosynthetic process; amino acid metabolic process.
AUGGAUUACGGACUAUCAGCCCGCGGCAGUGAGGCAGCCAAGCCAAAUGAUGACCUGCUUCUCUGGACCAUCGUCAAGGACCUCUGGGACCCCGAAGUCAACCCAACAGGCUACGUCAGUUUAGGUAUUGCCGAAAACACACUUAUGCACGACAGACUGUCCGCCCAUAUCCACAGCAACCUUGCUGUGCCUAACCAUUCUUUCACGUAUGGUGAUGGCAUGACCGGAUCCAAACGUCUCAAAUCAUCACUCGCGCGGUUCCUGACAGAACGACUGAAGCCGGCAACAAGCAUUGAGCCGCAGCAUAUCUCCGUGACUAACGGCUGCAGCUCAGCAAUUGAGCAUCUAGCCUGGGCGCUAGGAAACCCUGGCGACGGCUUUCUGCUCGGACAACCUCACUACGGGGCUUUCCCCCUGGAUGUUGAGUAUCGGAUAGGAUGCAAACUUGUGCAGGUGCCGUUCCACAAAGUCGAUCCCUUCGGUUUGGAUGCAGUACAGAAAUACGAGGAUGCGUUGUUCGCUGCUCAGGCCAAGGGGACCAGGGUCGCCGCCAUUAUUCUGUGCCACCCUCACAACCCCCUCGGGAGAUGCUAUCCACGAGGAACAAUCAUUGCGCUGAUGCGACUCUGUCAGAAAUACAACAUGCACCUCAUCAGUGACGAAAUCUACGCCUUGUCAGUCUGGAACAAUACAAUCGACACCCAUCCGGCGCCUGUCCCCUAUGAGUCAUGUCUUUCUAUCGACACGACAGGCAUCAUGGACUCUCAUCGGCUUCAUGUCCUCUGGGGCAUGUCCAAAGACUUUGGUGCAAAUGGUAUCAGGCUUGGCGCCAUCAUCUCUCAACACAAUCCCUCAUUUCACAGUUCUCUAACACCGGUGGGCAUCUACAGCUCGCCUUCUGCGAUAGUAGACCAUGCAACUGCCAACAUUCUUGAUGACACAGAGUGGGUCAAUGGGUAUAUUGAGGAGAAUCAGCGCAAGCUUCAAGAGAACUUCGAGCUAGUUGCUCAUUGGGCCAAGAGUAGCGGCAUUGACUAUGCACAAGGCGCCAACGCCGCCUUUUUCUUGUGGGUGAAUUUAGGCAAGGCAUACCGUGAGCGUCAACCUCAAAGAGAGGUUCAGGAUAUCAGUGCAGAAGUGAUGGGCGCACUGCUUGAAAGAAGGGUAUUCUUGGCAUCCGGGAAGCGGUUUGGUUCUGAACAACCGGGGUGGUUCAGGAUUGUGUUUUCAAAUAAAAAGGAGCUCGUGUCGGAAGGUCUUCAUCGAAUUACUGAAGUGUUGAACAGCUAG